AUGUCAACCCAAAGCGAGCCAGCAACGAGCUCCAAUGGCGUCCGGGUGGUGGGCGACGAGGAGAAGGGCCUCCACAGAACGCAGACUGGGGUGACAAUGUCCCCAGAGCUCUUCGAGAAACUCUACCUCACACCAAAAGUUCCCCAUGUUGGGGACAACAACAGACGCUUUGCGAAUCCUACGGCAUUGGGGUUUGUCGGCUUCGUGAUCUCAACCUUCACCUUUUCAAUCGUCUGUAUGGGAUGGGGUGGAGCCUCAGGAUUCUCUCCUGUCGUGGGGAUCUUCUUCUUCGUCGGCCCCGUCCUCCUCCUCUUCGCAAUGGUCUUCGAGUGGAUAAUGGGGAACUUCUUUCCCAUGAUGGUCAUGGGGCUGUUCGCCGUGUUCUGGCUGAGUUUCGGAAUGCUCCAGCUCCCAACUUUGCAACUGGCUGCUCCAUAUGCCACCGAUGCUGAUCCGACAGGACUUGCCUCGCGCGAAUACAACACCGUCAUUGCGCUGUAUUUGAUUGUCUGGGGGUUCGCCCUAUUCACCUUCUUCAUCUUCACCUGCAAGAUCAACGCUGUCUUUGCCACUAUUUUCUUGCUGGUCAGCCUUGGAGCCUGGGUGUUGAGUGGUGCAUACUUUCGAGCAAGUGCCGGGGACUUUGAUGGCGCUGGGAAACUGCAAAAGGCGGGUGGUGCAUUAUUGUUCAUAGUGGCGUUGCUAGGAUGGUACAUGUGUUUCAUCAUCAUGGCGGGAGAAAUGCGCAUCACGCUGAGUCUUCCAGUUGGCGAUUUAAGCCAUCUCUGGCCUAAGACUGAUGUCGAGUUAGCGGCAGUUGAGCAGCGUGAGCAUCGGGAUUGAGGAAGGGGUUAAACCAUUGAGCACAUCGUUACUGGUGCAGGGAGUUUCAAACAUUGAACAUGUUUAAUGCACACCCAUGAGCCACCUA
Molecule: messenger RNA, 931 nt
Organism: Podospora pseudocomata
Lineage: Eukaryota; Fungi; Ascomycota; Sordariomycetes; Sordariales; Podosporaceae
Exons: 4
Coding region: 1-843 (280 amino acids)
Cellular component (GO): plasma membrane
Molecular function (GO): acetate transmembrane transporter activity
Source: RefSeq, a predicted model, not a curated record